Messenger RNA from Bipolaris sorokiniana ND90Pr, 740 nucleotides. RefSeq lists its product as uncharacterized. The transcript has a single exon. The record is from RefSeq and is a predicted model, not a curated record. Lineage: Eukaryota; Fungi; Ascomycota; Dothideomycetes; Pleosporales; Pleosporaceae. Bases 178 to 654 code for a protein of 158 amino acids.
GGUGAUCAGCGCAAGCGAUGGGGCCGUCUGUCUCAGGACGAAGCACAGAGGGUCGUGGCCGUUAAAGCACAUGGAUGGUGACAGAGGGGCAGAGGACGAUACUUCACAAACCUUGUAGCAAUAGCAUGUACAAACAAUACAACAGACGAGAUAACACACGACGUAAGGGUGCGUGCGAUGAGCGCGGACCGACACCGGUGGGUGGGGCGCGUGGUGGGAGCGAUUCAGAGGGCCAGUCGAGGGCGAGGGUUGGCGUCGGUAAAAACGAUGAGUGAUGGAUGGGGUGGUAGGCGGAGGAUGGUAUGCAGUACGUGUUCGUACUCGCACACAUGUGGGUUAGAGCGAUUAUUCCCGCACGGCGGUGAGGCUCACUCGCGUGCCGGCGAAGCAUCGGCAGUGAGAGUGGCAGGAAGGCGCGUCACGUGCGUGGACGUGGCGGCUGCCGUGUUGGGAAGGCCAUCCACGGUCUGGAAACCGGGGCAGACUCGCAGGCUCCCCAAGCCCUCGCAGGCAUAUUGGCAUUGGCAUUGGCGCAAAGGGCAGCAGCCGCGAGCACGACACAACGAGAACGGCCAGGCCAGGCUCUUUUGCAGCCAAAGCCCUGUGCGACGGAACCGUGUUUCAAUUUCUCCACGGCACACGCUGGGCGUAUAGUGUAGUGGAGCGAGUGCGGUUGGUGGUAUUAGUCUGUCUGGCCAUGAUAACACAACUGCUAACGGUCACGACCGGGGGUGGUCAGG